Molecule: messenger RNA, 708 nt
Organism: Lachancea sp. 'fantastica'
Lineage: Eukaryota; Fungi; Ascomycota; Saccharomycetes; Saccharomycetales; Saccharomycetaceae
Source: the annotation of a GenBank genome assembly
AUGCCUAGAUCUAAGCGUUCCAAGUUGGUGACUUUGGCCCAAACUGACAAGAAGGGCAGAGAGAACAAAGAACGUAUUUUCGAUGAGAUCCGUGAGGCUCUAGACUCGUUCAGAUACGUGUGGGUGCUCCACCUUGACGACGUCAGAACGCCCGUUUUGCAAGAAAUUCGUUCUUCAUGGACUGGCUCCAAGCUCAUCAUGGGUAAACGUAAAGUGUUGGAGAAGGCUUUAGGUCAGACUAGAGAACAAGAAUACAAAGAAAAUCUUUCAAAACUCACGAAGACCUGCUCAGGAGUCACCGGUCUGCUGUUUACAGACGAAGAACCAAAGGUUGUUCAAGAUUACUUCAAAUCAUAUGUCAGAGCUGACUACUCAAGACCCAAAUCCAAGGCCCCACUAACGUUCGAGAUACCGGCCGGCAUUAUCUACUCGCGUGGUGGCCAAAUUCCUGUCGAGGACGACGUCGUUAUGGUCCACUCCCUGGAGCCUACUUUGAGAAACAAGUUCAAGAUCCCAACCAAGAUCAAAGCGGGAAAGAUCACCAUCGAAAGCUCAUACCUUGUUUGCGAAGAGGGCGAAACGCUUGAUGUUCGUCAAGCGUUGAUUUUGAAGCAAUUCGGGGUGGCCGCUGCUGAGUUCAAAGUGAAGGUUGCAUCCUAUUUUGACAACGAAUCUGCCACGGUCGAAGAAGUGGGCAUCAACAUGUAA